CAUCAGAGCCCAACGGUCGUCUGCUAAAAUCUCCCAACAAGCCCGCCACAUGGGAGGGAAAGAAAAUGGCGCGCUCUCACUGGGAGCUUACUCCCUUCCCCUUAAUAUGAAACCCACCGCUGCUUGUCACCGCCACGUACACGACGUUGCUUACGUCCGACGCGCCGUCUUGAUAGCCGACAAAUCUGCGGGCUUCACGUCUACACAUCCGAACUUCGGGUGCGUAAUCGCCACUCCAAGCGGAGAUGUCGCCGGUGAGGGUUACCUGUACGCCCAGGGCAGGAAGCUCGCUGAGAUCCAAGCGGUGGAGGCCGGAGGCGAGCAUUGUAGAGGCGCCAGUGCCUACCUCAAUAUGGAACCCGGUGACUGCCAUAGCGAUGACACUGCCGUCUCUGCUCUUGUUCAGGCGGGCAUUCAAAGAGUUGUUGUUGGAAUCAGUCAUCCUUUGCAACAUCUCAGAGGCAAUUCCAUACGUGCCUUAAGGGGUCCAGGUUUGCAUGUUGAGGUUCUGGAGGAGGAUAUACAAAGUCAGAUUGUGGAGGAAGCUCAGGAAGCUCAGAAAUCAUGCCUUCUCGUCAAUCUGCCUUUAAUUCACAGAGCUAUCUCUCGGGUUCCAUUUUAUGUGCUUAUUCUUAAGUAUGCUAUCACCCUUGAUGGAAAAAUUGCUGCUGGUAGUGGACAUGCAGCAUGGAUAAGCAGCAAAUUGUAUAGGAAUAGGGUCUUUGAACUACGGGGCAGAAGCAAUGCAAGUAUAGUGGGAGGAAAUACUGUAUGCAGGGACAGUAAGCAUGGAGAUGGGCAUAUGCCCAUUCAGAUUGUAAUGACACAGACUAUUGAUCUUCCAGAGGAAGCAAAUCUAUGGGACAUGUCUGAGGUGUCUACUAUAGUUGUAACACAAAGAGGAGCUAGGAGGAGUUUCCAGAAAUUGCUUGCAUCUAAAGGAGUUGAAGUAGUGGAGUUUGACAUCUUAAAUCCCAGAGAAGUUAUGGAAUAUUUUCAUGAUUGGGGCUACCUAUCUAUCUUAUGGGAGUGUGGAGGGACUCUGGCUGCAUCUGCCAUUUCAUCUGGCGCAAUACACAAGAAAGACAGUUCUUUGAGCUUUAAGAAUAAGAAGAUGGCUGACUGUUGCUUAUCUUGUGGUACGAGGAUUAAGACCCGCAAACAGAAUGUUGCUGCUCCCCUGGACCCUGCAGCAUUUGCUGAUGCAGUGGUCCAGAUUUAUCUGGAUAAUGCUGGUGAUCUGGAACUUGUUUGCAAGAACCUCGAGUCUUCAGGCCUUAACUUCUCACGCUAUGGUUACACCUUCUUUGAGGCAAGUUUCUUGUUUCUUUAUGGAACUCUAACUUUUAGAUAUCUUCCAUUUUAAAACAGAUUUUUGAUUGUUGUUCAGUAAUUAGAUUUUGAUAGUUUGUUGGAUCUUUAAGAUCAUCUGGAGAGUAUGUUUUGCUUUAUUUAUGGAGAGAAGGAUAUGGGAUUUUUUCCCACCUCUAUGGCAUAAUUUCGAACUUCACUGGUGGUUGAUGGAUUGAUCUUGAGUUAAUUAGCUUGAUAUGGAAGCAUACAAAUAUGGUUAGCAGAAGGUAAUAACAAUGACAGACUUCU
Rubroshorea leprosula is the source of this 1602-nucleotide messenger RNA. Lineage: Eukaryota; Viridiplantae; Streptophyta; Magnoliopsida; Malvales; Dipterocarpaceae. The record is from the annotation of a GenBank genome assembly.